Molecule: messenger RNA, 3649 nt
Organism: Lagopus muta (rock ptarmigan)
Lineage: Eukaryota; Metazoa; Chordata; Aves; Galliformes; Phasianidae
Product: transmembrane protein 121
Exons: 2
Coding region: 645-1583 (312 amino acids)
Source: RefSeq, a predicted model, not a curated record
GGCGGCGGGGCGGCCCGCAGCCCCCGGGCGGCGGCGGGGCUGAGCGGCCCCCUGGAGGAGCGGGGGCAGCCGCCCGCCCGCCCUGAGCCGCAGCCGGAUUUGCGCGGACAGCAGGCUGCCCGCAGAGAGACGGGAUGGAGCGAGACUUGCACAGCCACAGGCAGCAGGAGCUCGUGGUGUUUGACACAGGCAUGGCACAGCCCCAUGAGGAUCGGCGUGGAGGUGGCUCCCUGUGAGUGCACAGGGACGCCCUCAGUCCAGGACUGCCUCCUCUUCCUUCUCUACCGGCCCACUUCUCCCUGCUGCCUCAUUUCCUACAACGCUUCCAAGGAUCUGCGAGAGGCUUUGAGGCCAGGAGCCAGCAAGUGUAUUGCCAAAUGGGGCUGGAGAGUUUGGUGACAACGGGAACACAGAGCAGAGAUACUAUGUGAGUUGUGGCUGCUGGCAGAGGACGGUGCCUGGGGCUGCUUGGCUGGCCAGGGGCUCAGGACAGAGCCCUGAAGAGCGGGGCUGCCAGCUGACCUGCUGCUCCUCCACAGCCUGCUCCUCGAGUGGGGACACAGCAUCCUGUGGUGCCCACACUGAUGUCUGCCCACACCUUGCUGGCAGGCCUGCUCCCCUAGUGCCGCCGUGAGGCUCUCACCAUGGUGCUGCCACCACCCGACAAGCGCCACGUCUGCCUGACCACCAUCGUCAUCAUGACCAGCAUGGCCUUCAUGGACGCCUACCUGGUGGAGCAGAACCAGGGCCCUCGCAAGAUUGGGGUCUGCAUCAUCGUGCUGGUGGGGGACAUCUGCUUCCUCAUCGUGCUGCGCUACGUUGCGGUGUGGGUGGGCGCGGAGGUGAAGACGGCCAAGCGGGGCUAUGCCAUGAUCCUGUGGUUCCUGUACAUCUUUGUGCUGGAGAUCAAACUGUAUUUCAUCUUUCAGAACUACAAAGCGGACAAGAAGAACCUGGAGACAGUGGCCAGGAAGGCCCUGACGCUACUGCUCUCCAUCUGCGUGCCGGGGCUCUACCUGGUGCUGGUGGCCUUGGACAGUAUGGAGUACAUACGGACCUUUCGGAAGAAAGAGGACUUGCGGGGACGCCUCUUCUGGGUGGCUCUCGACCUGCUGGACAUCUUGGACAUCCAGGCCAACCUGUGGGAGCCGCACAGGACCGGCCUGCCCAUCUGGGCGGAGGGGCUCAUGUUCUUCUACUGCUACAUCCUGCUCCUGAUCCUGCCUUGUGUGUCCCUCAGCGAGAUCAGCAUGCAAGGGGAGCACAUCGCCCCGCAGAAAAUGAUGCUCUACCCUGUCCUCAGCCUGGUCACCAUUAAUGUUGUCACCAUUUUCAUCCGGGCCGUCAAUAUGGUCCUGUUCCAGGACAGCAGGGUUUCUACCAUCUUUAUUGGCAAGAACAUCAUCGCCAUUGCCACCAAGGCGUGCACCUUCCUGGAGUACAAGAGGCAGGUGAAAGAGUUCCCCCAGAAUGCCAUCGCCCUGGAGCUCCAGCAGAACUCCCUGUCCCACAACCAGACCAUCCACAGCACGCAGGGCAUCCCUCAUGAGCCAUCACCCACCAGCGAGAUCCUGGACACAUGAUGGGCGGUGGCUCAGGGCCUUGGUUCCGAUACUCCGUGCUGAGUGGAGGAGAGGUGCUGCUUCUCUCUGGCUGCAUAGGUUGAGCGUGAAGGACAAAUCCCAGCAGUGAGGGCUCUUCUAGGCACAAAACACCAACCACGUUGUAAUUGAGCUAUGGAGUGUCCCCUAGACGUCUUCAUCUCAGGUAUAACCCUAGGAGUCCUCCAGUCAAACCAAAUGAACUUGUGAAGGACCCAAAAAAGCUAAUCUUCUCUCUCCCUCCUGCCAGCCUCUCCCCUCCCAAGCAAAGGCCGUUGAGGUUGCAGUGUCCCUUCCUACUCCUGGAGCACCUCCCCUUGACCCCAAGUCUGGAAUGAAGAUUUUGUUACCGGAGACCUUCUUAUGGUGUGGGGACAGGGCCACGGGUGUUUGAGCUGGGGGAGGGUGGGGUGUCUGAACCAAUCAAUCCUGUGACCGUAGAUGUCUCAUAUCCCAAUGAUCACAUUUACAGUUUGUUGUUUAUAACAUCUCCCCGGGUCCCACGGCAGGUGGCAGCGAGGACAGCCCUGUCCCAGCUCUGCCAGGAGCAAUACGUGCCAAGCUGGAGCCAACCUCAUGCUGGUGUUUUAUGGAUUUCAUUCACUUGAAACGACUCAGCACAAUAUUUCUAUUUUUGGAAGGGUCUCUCUGUUUCGCUCUUGCCCUUGGGCCCCUCCCAUGCCAGCACAUGUGGGCACCGAGGAGGAUGGCAAUGAUGCGUUUCAUUCUGGCAUCAAGCGUUUGUAAAGAGGGCUGCUUUCCACAGCUACUAUAUUUUUAAAAUAAAAUAUUUCAAAUUAAAAAAAAAAGAAAGAAAUGUUCGGGAAGGCAGUGGAGAACUGGGAGUGUCUCCAGACUGUCUGUUGGACCACAGGGACAUUCCCAGGUCUCCUCUGCCCAAGUGGUGAUGAGGGGCUCAGUCCCUGGGUAUGGGGUGGGAAAUGAGGGCCAGCGGGACAAUAAAAGCCCAUUGAGAAUGAUGGCUUCUUGUGGUCUCUUUUCUGCCACUUGGGGAAGGGCAGCUUGUAUGUGGCCCAAAUGUCUUGUGUCAUUCUGUCCUGGUCCUCAAAAGCCAAUGAUCGUUUGCCCAGCUGCAGCGGUGUCCCAAGGGCUCAGGCAGCUCCUUUGGCUUGGGAUGGGAGGAAAAGGGGAUACAGGCAGUUAAACGGCAUUGCAAACACAGAGAAGUAGAUAUUUUUUCUAAACCACCCAUCUCAUUUGGAGGAGAUUGGAAUAAAAUGCCUGCUGCUGUUUACAUUUUUCCUUCCACAUUUCCUCCUGGCUGUGCUCCUUGAAUUUGACCUAAAUCCACAACUCAUUUUAGCCUCCAUCUUCUCAAUCCAUCAUCAUCUGUCCAAAGCAUUUUGCACAGCCCCAAUUCAGCUUUCCACAUUUAGGAACAGCUGGUCGUGUUGCUGUCGAGCUCUCUUCAGGCACCCCAUUGCCUUGGGGGGACUUUGUGGUGGGGGCUUCUCUGCUGGGAAUAAAUCCAUGGAUAAAUAAAGCAGUUUCGUUGCCAACAGCCCUGAGUUUGCAGUAGAUUAACUGGGUAGGAAAGUUUCUGCCUCCUGUCCCCCAGGAGGAAGAGUGCAGGUGAUUCAGAAGGCAUUAGCAGAAAUUAAUUAAAUUGCUAAAUUAUUCUGGAAUACCUAUGGAAUUAUAUAUUACAUCUCUACUGGUGCCAUUAAAAUACGUGCAAUCAGCAUCUGUACAAUUAACUCCCAAGUAUCUAAUAACAUUCUGUCACUCGGGUAAUUGAUUUAUGAGCCUUUAUUUGAAGCUUUUCCACCAGUCUGAGCAGAGGGAACCUGCAGGUGCUCGUGGGCAGUGCCUUGGGGAAGGCUUAGAAGUGGUGUGUGAGAGCAGGUGGCACCAAGCAGAGGUGGGGAAGGAGGACAGCUUCCCACCCCAAAGCACAGCUCUGCAUGCCUUGGGGUUUCACGCGUGCCUGGUUUCAGGUCUGGCAUCCUUGAAGGAUAACAUCCAUUUAGGUUACUGAUUCACGCGUGCUCAUUUAAUUUCACCUUAAUAAAUGUUUUAUGUGGUUU